Molecule: messenger RNA, 3974 nt
Organism: Myotis daubentonii (Daubenton's bat)
Lineage: Eukaryota; Metazoa; Chordata; Mammalia; Chiroptera; Vespertilionidae
Gene: OTULIN
Product: OTU deubiquitinase with linear linkage specificity
Exons: 7
Coding region: 161-1330 (389 amino acids)
Biological process (GO): negative regulation of inflammatory response; regulation of tumor necrosis factor-mediated signaling pathway; innate immune response
Cellular component (GO): cytoplasm
Molecular function (GO): cysteine-type deubiquitinase activity
Source: RefSeq, a predicted model, not a curated record
GGCGGGCGGCGGUGACGCGCGCGGAAGCGCCGCGGGCAGCCACGGAAGCCGGCGGGCAGCAGAGCGGCGGCGGCCACGGCCGGGCGCCCCGACGGGAGGGGCCCCGGAUCGCUCGGAGGCGCUGACCCCCUGCGGCCCCGCCGCCGUCCUCGGCGGCCCCAUGAGUCGGGGGACCAUGCCCCAGCCGGGAGCCUGGUUGGGCGCGAGCUGCGCCGAGAAGCUGGCGCGGGAGGCGGGGGCCGUGUCUCCGGGCCCCGGCAGAGCCGCCGCGCGGGAGAGCGGGAAGGCGGCGGCCGGCGGGCAGCCGCGGGCCGUGGUGCGGUGCCCGGCCGAGCACGAGGAGGACAUGUAUCGUGCUGCGGAUGAAAUAGAAAAGGAGAAAGAGUUACUUAUACAUGAAAGAGGGUUAUCAGAACCUAAAUUAAGUGUAGCUCCUGAAAUGGAUAUCAUGGACUACUGCAAAAAGGAAUGGAGAGGAAAUACGCAAAAAGCUACAUGCAUGAAAAAGUCUUUCAGGGGCACAUUUUUCCAUAGGAAUAAAACUCUCCCUGAAGUUACUAACAACCAUUUUGAAUUCUUUGAUGCUUUCACCCAGGGCUACGAAGAGGUAUCUCAGAAAUUCACCUCCAUAAGGCGAGUCCGUGGAGAUAACUACUGUGCGCUGAGGGCCACACUGUUCCAGGCCAUGAGCCAGCCAGCGGGGCUGCCCUCCUGGCUGCAGGACCCGGAGCUCACGCUGUUACCAGAAAAACUCAUAAGCAAAUACAGCUGGAUCAAGCAGUGGAAGCUUGGAUUGAAAUUUGAGGGGAAGAGCGAGGACCUGGUUGAUAAAAUUAAGGAGUCCCUCACUUUACUAAGAAAGAAGUGGGCAGGCUUGGCUGAACUGAGAACUGCUGAAGCAAGGCAGAAAGCUUGUGAUGAACUGUUCACAAAUGAAGAGGAAGAAUAUAGCCUUUAUGAAGCUGUAAAAUUUUUAAUGUUACACAGAGCCAUUGAACUAUAUGAUGAUAAAGAGAAGGGAGAGGACGUACCAUUUUUCUCUGUGCUUCUGUUUGCUCGGGACACAUCCAGUGACCCUGGACAGCUACUGAGGAACCAUCUAAAUCAGGUGGGACACACUGGUGGCCUCGAACAGAUUGAAAUGUUCCUUCUGGCCUAUGCUGUGCGCCACACCAUCCAGGUGUACCGGCUCUCCAAGUACAGCACUGAGGAGUUCAUCACGGUCUACCCCACAGACCCACCCAGGGACUGGCCGGUGGUGACCCUGAUUGCCGAGGACGAUCGGCAUUACAACAUCCCCGUCAGAGUGUGUGAGGAGACGAGUUUGUGAGAGACAUACACCCGGACAGCCUGGCAGCAGGGCCAAGGUGUGCGGGCCGCUCCUCAGCUCGGGCCUCGGCUUGCUGGUCUCUUAGAAUGAAUUACGUGGACUCUUGGACCCUGUGAGCCAAGCUGGCCUGGGAUGUUCUGAAGAUAAUGACUUAACCAAGUUUUCUUCUCAUUUAUGAUGCAGUAUGUUUUAGUGGGGCCUUCCAACACAUCUGUUGGAAGCUGCACACUCCAUCUUUGUUAUAAAACAAAUACUUUAGUAUCAGAAGAAUGUUCUUUAUAUCUCAAACCAAACUUUCUCUAUCAGUAAACUGGCUUUCAAUUUUUUUUUUAAUAGUAAUUUUUUUUGUUUUUGUGGUAAUGGGUCUCUGUGGUGCCCUUCCUAUGCAGUCUGCUUACGUGGUAUAAUUCUGGGAUGGAGUCUGCUAAUGGCAGUCUCGACAUCCUCUGAUAGUCUUGGCAAGCCGGGGUUUGGAUUUAUUUACUAAUUAAAGCCACCUUAAACAGAUUAUGUAAUAGAUGAUUGAGAAUUGGUUUUUUAAAGGCUGGAGAAAGGAGCAGGAGGGAGACGAUGGCACCUGUAAAUCCUUGCUCUUCAACGACAUGACCAGUGCUGAGGCCGCAGCCACACCAGGUCUGGUGCUGGGUGCAAGUGGUGUGCUCUAGUGUCGGGCUGUUUAUUACUCUGUGGCCCAUAGGUUCACUAUUAUAGUCAGAACAGAGUUCAGAUCUAUCUGCAUUUUUAGAGGAGGAAACCAAGGCCAAAUGACCACAGGCACUCAGAUAUCUGAGUUUAGGGGUGGGAUAAGCUGGAUCCAGGUCUUCCUGUGCCCUUUUCCUACUAUUUUUUAGGAUGUUUCUAUUGCCAAAUUCAUCUGCUGGCAGGGGAUGAGUAACAGCAGAGUAGCUAAGGUUUUUCAUGAGUUAGUUUAAGCAGAAGUGCAUACUAAAACAGUGCAAAAGUAUGGCUAUGCUGCAUCUGUCCCUGAUUUGGUUUGGAAAGCCUGAGGGAGGCAGGGUUCUGGGCCCUGAGCAAUUGCCUGCAUGGUGACUGGGUGGUGGUUAUGGGGCAGCCUAGCUGCCUGUGGCCUGCAUUAGGACCUGAAUUGUCCACGAGAGGCGUGGACAGUGCUCACAGGUACCAGACACGUCACUCUUUAGGGUUGUACCAGCAGCACCUGAAUUGGCUCAGCAUUAGUAGAGGUGGUGUUUCCCUGAAGCACCGAGCUUUAUUUUAGAAUAACUUAAAUCUUUAUUUGGUGCAGUUUAAUAGUUUAUAAGCUCUCUAAUCUGUGUUUUUUCAGAGGGGCGAACCUUUUUUGAAAAUCUAAGUUUUGCUUUCACUUCAAAUUCUUGGUUGAGAAAACUCAGAGGCCACACAAAACUAUUCAGACUGUUACGUUAGUAUUUUCCCCAUGACCUAAUCAGUAAUGGUCACCACAUUUUGGUAGAUGCUAAUUCUCUGAAUCAAAUUCUGCUCUAAAUGUGUGUGGAUUGGGGAGGCUUGUGUUUUUCACUGUGAAAUGCAAUGGUGCCUGGAUAGGAGGUGCCUAGAAGCCAAGUUCAAGUAAUAAUAAUGACUUCUUGUUGGCUUUGAUGUUCAUUUUAGUAUUUGUAACAUAACAGGAAACACAGUACAUUUCAUUCUUGAAUAUUUUUAAAAGCGUAACUUCAAAUGUGUAGGUUGAACAAGGCAGCAGGGGUCUGUGUUCCUCUGACCAUUUGUUCAUACCCACCAUUGAAUUUAAUGAUACUCAUGAUCAGCUGUCUUUGAAUUUUGAAAAUAAUCUAAUCUCGGUGAACUUGAACUGAACUUCUGGGCAACUUAAUUGUUUACAUUUUAUACUUUUUUCUUGUUUCUAUGUAUGAUAUUGUUAAAUUGUGGUCUUUACUCCUACACUGGUAAAAAUUCAAAAAGGUAAGUUUAACUGGUUUUCUGUCCUAAGGCCUUAUUGGAUGGACUCUGUUCUCAGACAUCGUCCAGGCUUAGCGGGAUCACAGCAUAAGAGGAGCAAAGCUGUCCAUGAAACAGUGCUUCAGGAAAUAUAGAUGAUUGGCCAACUUUAAAAAGAACAUUUGUUUGUUGCAACAUGCAACUUCAGUUAUUCAGAGUCCUAAUUCAAUUUCUCAUUCCUGGUCUUGGGCUGGUCAGUGACAUGAGCAGAAUAGAAAUUAAAUUGAGACCAAAAUGGAUUUAAGAGGACAAUUAUUUAGAAGGACCUCUAAAAUGAUAAAGUAUCUAGAAGGAAAGUUAGUGGGAACUGCACUGUGCUUACUUUUAAUCUCAGAGUUUAUUGCGAGAGUUCAGAGAUUCUGGACCCUAUGAUUUUGGCAGAAAGAUAAUCUCCACCAUAAGCAGGCAUGACUUACACCUUUGAGCUUAUUUAAGGUACAUUUAAAUAAAAAAGAAUCUCUGUGUAGCAAGUUCCAUGGCAUUAGCUUUGCUCCUUCAGAAUUUUUUCUGGCUCCCCUCCUCACCUGCAUAUACAGCUGUUCAUCUCACCCAUACACGUGGAACGGUGAUGUCGGCAGUGGAGAACAUGAGGCCAGUGUGUGGUUUUUCACUUGUGAUCUAGACCUAGGUUGAAUUUGAUCUGAAAUCCUUGCAGUUCCUCUUCCUUCGAAUACGGCAUAUCUGAAAAUGU